GAGCCACACCUUUUUGCUUUUGGGCGUAUCUCGUUUUCUGCAGCAGCAAUUAUGGUGAGCUACAGCAAUACUACUGAUGUCCGUUUGCUUCAAGAGGACAGGGAAAUUGUUCCCAUCAGUUUAGCCAUUACUAAAGAUAAACUCAUUAUUGGAAAAAGGAAUGAAGCACUGAUACGACUAGCAGAAACUAAAGAAGGGUAUAACCAUCGUGAAGUAACUCUAAAUAAACGAAAUGAGAAAUUAGGUCUUGUACUGAAGGGUGGGUUCGAUAGUAAUGAUGUAUUGCAAGUAUCAAGAGUUGAAGAAGACUCUCCUGCAGCUGAAGCUGAUAUCAACCCUGGUGUCCUAUUAGUCCAAAUUAAUGGUACACCAGUGCUGAAUAAAUGUCAUGAUGAUGCUAUUGACAUUAUUAAGAAUAGUGGAGAUGCUGUACAGAUUCAUAUAGUCUCGCUAAGAGCUAAAGAAAGAAGUCCAGGAACAACUGAUGAUGUUGGACUAAACCUAUUGACUUUAGGUCAAGAUCAUGAAUUGCCACUAGCUUUAUUGUACCUAACGCAAUACUCAAUGAAACAAAACAGAUUAUUGCCGGACUCACUGCACAUUAUAGUCCAUCCUUCAGAUGCUGGUAAAGAGAAGAAAGAGUUUAUACUAGGAUCCAAAAAGAAUCUUGAUGUUAUUAUUAAAGAAUUGAGUAAAAGUAUUAUAUCUGCUAACAAGAAGAAGGUUGAUGAAUUAAAGAAAAACUUUGACUUACAUGACUUGAUACUAGUAUGCUGGGUAAAUGAACUGAUGGCAUCAUCAAAACAAAGCAAAGUUUGGAUGAAAAGGCUACUCGUUUUAAGAAAUGAAGAAUUGGAGAUAUACAGUGACUUUCCAAGGACUGCUGGAGACUGGCAGUCACCUGAGCUACACUAUGGUGUAUGUGACAUUACAUGGGGCCCAUUGGUGAAGAAUGAUACUAAUAGUCAUAUAUAUCGUCCUCACUCAAUAUCACUGCAGUCAUCAACUGGAGGAAGGCACAUUUUAUCAUUUGAAUGUGAUAUUUCACUUCAUUAUUGGGAAAGAGAAUUGCUCAUGGAAAUCAAAGAUGUUGUCAUGAAAAUAAAUGCUAGAACAUUUGCUGCAAAGUGGGAAGGAAAUGCUGUUGAUUUAACAAUCGAUCUACAGCAAGGUUUUAUCAUUGAAGACUCAACUACAGCAACUAAGCACUGGAGCAAGAAAUUUGAAGAAUUGGAGUCAUCCAGUGAUAAUGGGAGCAAGGUGUUGUAUCUUACCUUUAAAGAUGGUGUUAAGCAAUGUUUGGAGCUGACAGAAUUACAUGCAGUACUUUAUACAAUUGAAGCAUUUCUAAAAACAAGAGUUUCUCUCUUAUAAAACUUUUUCUAAAUAAAUUUAUUUUUUGCAAAAUAAAAAGCAAAUUAACUAGACUAA
Amphimedon queenslandica is the source of this 1431-nucleotide messenger RNA. Its product is annotated as gamma-2-syntrophin-like. Gene Ontology annotation, cellular component: dystrophin-associated glycoprotein complex; intracellular anatomical structure. NCBI's taxonomy places the organism in Eukaryota, Metazoa, Porifera, Demospongiae, Haplosclerida, Niphatidae. The transcript is spliced from 13 exons. Bases 52 to 1374 code for a protein of 440 amino acids. Gene Ontology annotation, molecular function: protein binding; structural molecule activity. The record is from RefSeq and is a predicted model, not a curated record.